ACCCCAUAUGAACUGAGUUCAUCAGAUGGCUAUAGAGAUAACUAGUUCCAGAAUCUUGAAGCCAUGCACAACCCCUCCCCAUCCGCUAACAAACACACUUGUGCCCCUCACCGUCUUUGACCUUGCUGCCAUGGACCUCCACGUUGCAACAGUCCACGCGUACAGGGCUCCGAUGCCUGAAAACUUGGAGAUCAUUGAAGGACUGUGCAGAGUGCUGGCUUACUUUCCGCACCUUGCUGGGAGACUCACCGUUGAUGACAGCGGGCAGCCCUGUAUUUUGUUGAACAAUGCGGGAGUUAGGGUGGUUGAAGCGAGGGUCGGUGCUACCUUGGCGGAGAAAAUGCCACUUGAGGGGACCACAAACACGACGGAGUUGCAUCCCUCAGUUGAAGGUUUGUGUUUAGUUAUGAAAUCUUUAUAUGCGACGGACAGUGGAACGAACAUCGGCUGGUGCGCUAUGACCCUUCCGCUGCAAGUUAUUGAGGAAACUAUCGCUCCAAGUGCAAUUAAAACAAUACAAUUGUGGUGGAGUAGAAUCGGCUUCACGUGGCCAUCAAUGCGCAAGUGCAGAAUGGCCAUAUCCUUGAGUCAAUUCCUCGCCAGCUGGGCCGAGAUGGUCCGCAACCCUUCAACCACAACCGUCCCAUCCCCUUACCUUGAUCGAUCCACCUUCUCCAUACCGAGAAACCCUCCACACUCCGACUUCAACCACCUCGACAUCGAAUUCAAGCAAAGCUCCGACUCAUCGGACCCGAAAAAACCAAUCAAAGGCCCUGUUACUAACUUUGUAGCACAUUUCUCUGCAAAGUUCAUCGCCGAGCUCAAAUCGAAAGUCCCAGGCCGGAGGUCAACGUUCGAGUGCCUACUCGCCCAUUUAUGGAGAAAGAUCACAGUUGCAAGAGGGCUCCACGAGGAUGAAAUCACCAGUGUUAGAAUUGCGGUGAACGGUAGAGCUAGGAUGAGGCCAGCUGUCCCGAUGAACUUUUUUGGCAACAUGGUGCUGUGGGCUCACCCAAAGGCUCAAGCAGGAGACCUGGUUCGGUUGGAUCACGUACAUGCAGUCACCGUGAUCCGUGAUGCGGUGAGCGGGACCAAUGAUGAAUACUUCAAGUCUUUCGUUGAUUUUGGAGAGAUUAUGAAGAGAGAGGGAGGGCAUGAGGGAGGGCAUAAGCUAGUAGGGUCUGCACCGGAGAGCGGGAGCGCGUUGUGUCCAAAUUUGGAGGUGGACAGUUGGCUGAGGUUUAAUUUCCAUGAGUUGGAUUUCGGGAGUGGAGGGCCUUGCGCUUUCUUACCUCCAAAUUUGCCUGUGGAGGGGCUUAUGGUGUUUGUGCCUUCGUACAAGGAGACGGGUGGGGUUGAUGUGUACUUGGCACUCUUGGAGGAACAUGUGGAGGUGUUUAGGAGGAUUUGCUACUGUUUGGAUUAAGGAAGCAUUGAGCUUGUGUUUGUUUGCUAUUUGUUU
Molecule: messenger RNA, 1462 nt
Organism: Asparagus officinalis (garden asparagus)
Lineage: Eukaryota; Viridiplantae; Streptophyta; Magnoliopsida; Asparagales; Asparagaceae
Product: tryptamine hydroxycinnamoyltransferase 2-like
Exons: 3
Coding region: 26-1426 (466 amino acids)
Molecular function (GO): acyltransferase activity, transferring groups other than amino-acyl groups
Source: RefSeq, a predicted model, not a curated record